Messenger RNA from Vigna angularis (adzuki bean), 1789 nucleotides. RefSeq names its product calcium/calmodulin-regulated receptor-like kinase 2. The record is from RefSeq and is a predicted model, not a curated record. NCBI's taxonomy places the organism in Eukaryota, Viridiplantae, Streptophyta, Magnoliopsida, Fabales, Fabaceae. Gene Ontology annotation, biological process: protein phosphorylation. The coding region runs from base 395 to 1672 and encodes 425 amino acids. The transcript has 8 exons. Gene Ontology annotation, molecular function: ATP binding; protein kinase activity.
UCACUUCAAUUAAACUGCACUUAACGCCCUCACCCACUCCACACCCCUCUUUUUUAUCCUCACGCACUACCAUUUUCCAAUCCAACAGAAACACCUCUAUCAGUUGCCCUUUCACUCUUUCACUCUCAUCACAAACAAAAAAGCAGUUUCUUUCAUCAACUUGGUCUUUGUUUCUUCCACGCAUACCAUUGACUCUGGACUCCAAGGUCAACAACAGGCUCAUAUACCCAAAAGGGGGUUGAUUUCAGAACCAUGGUUCGCACUUCGCACACCCCAGAUCAAAAUAAUGUGCUUUUUCCAUCAUGGUGUUGUUAUUCUGUUGAUUAGUGGGCCUCUGCAGUACCAGUCUUCUGCAAAAUGAUUUCAUUGUUUGAGUAUCAAGAGAGAUCAAAGAAUGGUUCGCCAAACUGAUUUAGUUAUCAUUGGUGUUUCUGCUGGUUUGGCACUUGGAAUUCUGAUAUCUUGCCUCAUAUUUUUCGGCAUAAGGUGGUGCAAGAAACGUUCUGCUCAUCGUAGACUAUCUGCAAAUGAGUCUAGUGUCACAACUCUUCCAAUACGAACAAAUGGGUUGGGAACAAGUACCGACUUUAGUGCAUCACUCAAUAGUUCCAUAGCCACAUCAAGGUCAGAAAAUAUCAAGAAAAGCUCCCAUUUCAAUUGGUGGAGUCAUCAAAACAAAGAUCGGUUUGCUUCGGCAUCAGGCAUUCUAAAGUAUUCAUACAAAGAAAUUCAAAAGUCCACACAAAAUUUCACAACAACCUUGGGACAAGGAUCAUUUGGGACAGUUUAUAAAGCGACAAUGCCUACAGGGGAGGUUGUAGCAGUGAAGGUGCUUGCACCCAAUUCUAAACAAGGGGAGAAAGAAUUCCAUACAGAGGUAUUUCUGCUAGGAAGACUGCAUCACCGAAAUCUUGUGAAUUUGGUUGGAUAUUGUGUAGAUAAAGGGCAACGCAUACUGGUUUAUCAGUAUAUGAGUAAUGGAAGUUUAGCAAAUCUUAUAUAUGGUGAAGAAAAGGGAUUGAGUUGGGAUGAAAGGCUGCAAAUUGUUCUUGAUAUUUCACAUGGAAUAGAAUACCUUCAUGAAGGAGCAAUUCCACCUGUCAUACAUCGCGAUUUAAAGUCUGCCAACAUAUUGCUAGAUCACUCAAUGAGAGCUAAGGUUGCUGAUUUUGGACUCUCAAAAGAAGAGAUCUUUGAUGGCAGGAAUUCUGGUCUGAAAGGUACAUAUGGCUACAUGGAUCCUGCAUACAUUUCCACAAGCAAGUUAACAACUCAGAGUGACAUAUACAGUUUUGGUAUCAUAGUUUUUGAGCUCAUCACUGCCAUCCACCCUCAUCAAAAUUUGAUGGAGUAUGUCAACCUUGCUGCAAUGGAUCAUGAUGGUAUAGAUGAGAUACUUGACAAGAAACUAGUGGGAAAAUGCAAUCUUGAAGAAGUGAGGCAACUUGCUAAGAUUGGACACAAAUGCCUGCACAAAUCACCUAAGAAACGUCCCUCCAUAGGUGAGGUUUCUCAGUUCAUAUCAAGAAUAAAGCAACGGCGUCAGCGCCGUCUGACAGAAGAUAACUUGUCAUUUGCAAGCAACAACUUUUCUCGAGCUGUGAGUCGAUUAGAAGAUCGACAGGUUGAACUUAGCAGGAUGUCAACCAUUAGCCUAACAGAAACUCUAUGAACAUACUUGUAUAUUGGGUCACUUCAAAGAAUCACUUUGGUCCGUUGCUACCAUGGGACCGAGAAAUUUUUCUGCUAAUCUAAUGAAACAACUUCUACUACAAAAUGUUGAAAUCAA